Molecule: messenger RNA, 2493 nt
Organism: Copidosoma floridanum
Lineage: Eukaryota; Metazoa; Arthropoda; Insecta; Hymenoptera; Encyrtidae
Source: RefSeq, a predicted model, not a curated record
AUGCGGAGCGAGGUGAGCGAGUGGCUGGCGACGUGCGUCGGCUCGCCGAUCUGCAUCCUGCUGCUGUCGUGGUGUCUGCUGAUAUAUCAAAACCAGCCAUCGGCCACGAAGAGGCGCAUCGAUAUAUUCACCAUCGCCAUACUGGCUCAAAGUCUCCUGCACCAGCUUGGUUUACUGCUCUUCGCGGUGUUCACGCUCGUUCAGCCCACCCGGCAUUUCGAAGAGUUCUGCUCGGUGCUCGUCUGGCUCCUGAACUCCUCGGGCAUCCUGCAGGAGACGAGUCUCACGAGCAUCGCCGUAUUCGCCGCCCUGACCGUCCGGGAUGAAGGCCCGAACGUCAAGAAGCACCACAUAAAGUACCACCUGGCCAGUCUGGCGGUCAUGAGCGCCUGCGUCGGCGUCACCGGAGUACUGACCUCCGAGACCGGCAGCUGCGUCUUCCUCGCCCACGACAUAUCGCCAAAGUACGGGCUCUACUUCAACGGGCUCAGGAGCCUGCUCGUUCUCACGACACUCUUGAGCUUGCUAACAGCACUGUUCCGAGGUACCUGCCGGUCCUCGCCAAAAGCCGAACUGUUGAAGAGCGUCUCCGAUCUAUCCGAGGCGAGUUCGAAAAACUCAUCGUCCUCAGUGGGGGCGUUCGAGUGCCAGCAUCAUCAUCACGGACACUGGGAACCUUCGAGCGACUCCUGUGCCAGUGGCUCGACCAACAGCCGGGCUUGCUUGAAAAAGCGACGCCUCGAGGCCGACGAAGCUAGCGGCUGGCCCACCAUUUACACGAUACUGUUUGUCUGCUACGUGUUUGAUCAUCUGCCGCUUUUGAUCAUCUCAAUAAGGCCGGAUUUGUUGCGGAACAUCUGCAGCGUACAAAACCUGGCAACCUGGCUGCCACUGGUCAAAGACACUCUCCUGCCAAUAUUCCUUGCCAUCUUUGACAAAAUGUUCUGCCAGUACAUAGCCAAAGUUUACACGAAGCAGGACCGCUCGACACGAAUCGCACAUUGUGGCGUUGACGGCAAGUUCCGGCACUUCGAGCAGGACAACGAGUACAAGUUGCAGCUAAACUUGAACCACGGCCUCAAGUUUCCGCUGUCGGAGGCAGUGAGCGGGGCAGCCGGCAACGGCAGUCUCUACGCUGGCUUGCACAACCAUCCGAGCCGAGUCGGUCGAAACGGCACGAUGCUGCUCGGAAGCCAGACCCACCUGCACUACGGCAACAACAGCCGAUCCAACGCGUCAAGUGGGGACAACACGUACGCCUCGAUAGCCAACACGCCCGAGAGCUCGUCGACGUACGUGGGCUCGAGCUACGAGAAUCGCCGUCGCCACCACCAUCAGCUACUCGAGUCCAUCACCAACAAAUCACCCAAGCAACAGCACAUGGCGCAUCAGCAGGCGCGCAAUCUCGGCCGUGCCAACAGCACGAGCAAUGGCAAGUGCAACGGGGCUUACGCUUCGUCAUCUUCCGUGGCUGAGAGACAGCAGCAUCAGCAGCAGGGGUUUGCUUCGAGGAGGAACGACGUCGACGUCUUCGGGCAGAAUACCAAGCUCGUGGAGAGCUUGAUGCAGUUUGACGAGCAGUGUGGGUACGGUGCCCGUCGCCUCAAGCACUUUGCGAAGAGUUUGGACGAGAUCCGGGAGGAGGCGCCGCGCCGAAACUCCCGCAGCGUCCUUGGCAACCGCGAGGCCGAGCGCAUGUACCCGGGUCACCUUCGACCGUACCUGCACCAGCAACAGCAAGCCGAAAGGGCGAGGAGCCACAUGGCCGCGCUUCGGAGGAACCAGAGCUUCGAUCUGCACCUGCGCUACCCGAGGAUCGAACUGCCGCAGGUCAACUCCUCCAGGACCUACGAUGUCAAGCGGGAGCUCGCGGUCAAGCGCGGCCUGCAGAUGAUCGAGCAGACGAGGGGGAACGAGCGCGAUUACGAAGAGGAGGACGAGGCUGGGUACGAAACGUCGGACGACGAGAGUUGCGACCGGGAGAGCCAGGACUUUGACACUAUGAGUUCCUGUCGGAGCCGGGCGCGCAGCUGCUGUUCCGUUACUACAGUGGCCAACGAUGACUUCGAGUAUUUCCAACGCAAGGGAACAAAGUACCAGAGUCAGCUACCCCGGCCACUCGAAAGUAAAGGAAGCAUGCGCUGUUUUACACCCCGAAUAAUCGAGAACAACAAUAAUAACAAAACCAAUAACGAUGGGAUAAAGGUAAUUAAUUCGAAACCGGUAAUCCAAUCAUAUCGGCUGAAGAAGAAAAUGAGUGCGGGUUACUCUCUCAACGACCUGGACAAGUUCAAUGUAGCCAACGAUCACAAGUGCAGUGCCGGUGGAACGAACGGCUCGAGUAAACAGCCGCCGGCGCUCUCAAUCGAGAGUCUCAAGAGCAUACUCAGAAGCUCGGACGUAAGCUACCUCGAUAACGGGGAAAUCUGCAGGCACGACAUCGGUGGCUCGGCCCCUGACUUCAAAAAGAUCUUUGUCACUGAGUUCAUUUGA